AUGAAUAGUUUGGUGAGUACUUUAAGCUUAUCCGAUAGAUUGGUCGGCAGAGAUGUGCCUUUGCUCAAUGAGCGAUGUUAUUACGAAUCACCGGCACCUAAUCGUACAAUUACAUUUGCUCCAUCACGAUUUAGGGAUGGACCAGUGUUUAAUCAGCGUCCAGGCCAUCUUCGUGACUUUUCGCGUAGAAACUGUAAGAGAAAGAAGAGUUCUUCGAGCGUUAAUGGAAAGCAACAGGAUAGGAUUAUAGAGGAUGGGGAUUAUAAGAGACGAGUACAACUUUUUGGAGACUGUUGA
Messenger RNA from Paraglomus occultum, 297 nucleotides. Lineage: Eukaryota; Fungi; Glomeromycota; Glomeromycetes; Paraglomerales; Paraglomeraceae. The record is from the annotation of a GenBank genome assembly.